Molecule: messenger RNA, 1610 nt
Organism: Zingiber officinale
Lineage: Eukaryota; Viridiplantae; Streptophyta; Magnoliopsida; Zingiberales; Zingiberaceae
Product: thiosulfate/3-mercaptopyruvate sulfurtransferase 2-like
Exons: 12
Coding region: 120-1283 (387 amino acids)
Biological process (GO): transsulfuration
Cellular component (GO): mitochondrion
Molecular function (GO): thiosulfate-cyanide sulfurtransferase activity
Source: RefSeq, a predicted model, not a curated record
UGGAAGUCCAUUCUUCCAUCUUAGCUAAGAUAAUAAAAACCCUGAGAAAGAGGAUUUAGGAAGCGCAACGCACUAUUUGAAUGCUCGAUUCACGUUCCUAGAACCCUUGAUUCCUCGCCAUGGCUUCCUCUCUCUUGUCUAGAUCGCUCUCAGCUCUCCGCUCCAUUUGCCCCCCAGCUUCCUCUUCCACCAUCGCCGCCGAUUCAGCAAAGCUCUUCAUGCCUUUCUCCAAGCGUAGAAGAGUUCCCAAUGGAAUUUCCAGGUUUUCUUCCUUGGUUCGCCCGGCUGUUGGACCGACUCCUCGCUGUAGAAGUGCUUCAGGUGGGUUGAGGACGGUUGUAUCUGCGAUCCAUUCGGCCGCACACCAUGAGCCCGUUGUUUCUGCCGAUUGGCUUCAUGCUAAUCUCAGAGAGCCGGACGUUAAGGUACUGGAUGCUUCUUGGUACAUGCCGGAUGAACAAAGGAACCCCUUCCAAGAAUACCAGGUGGCUCAUAUACCUGGUGCUUUGUUUUUUGAUGUUGAUGGGAUAUCAGAUCAAACAUCUAAGUUGCCGCAUAUGCUGCCAUCAGAAGAAGCUUUUUCAGCUGCAGUUUCUGCACUUGGAAUCUAUAAUAAGGAUGGGAUAGUUGUUUAUGAUGGCAAGGGAAUAUUCAGUGCCGCUCGCGUGUGGUGGAUGUUCAGAAUGUUUGGGCACAAUAAUGUUUGGGUUUUGGAUGGAGGUCUUCCUCAGUGGCGUGCUUCUGGAUAUGAUGUUGAGUCUAGCGCCUCUGGAGAUGCUGUUUUGAAAGUUAGUGCUGCUAGUGAAGCAAUUGAAAAGGUUUACCGUGGACAUCUGGUUGGCUCUUCAACUUUUGAAACAAAGUUUCAACCUCAUCUUAUACGGACGCUCGAACAGGUUAAAGCAAACAUUGAAACUCAAGAAUAUCAGCAUAUAGAUGCUCGCUCAAAGGCCAGGUUCGAUGGCACCGUUCCUGAACCACGAAAGGGAAUAAGAAGUGGUCAUGUGCCUGGCAGCAAAUGUAUUCCUUUUGCGCAGAUGCUUGAUAGUUCAAAUAUGCUCCUGCCAGCAAAUGAACUUGUCAAAAGAUUUGAGGAAGAAGGCAUCUCUCUCGACCGCCCUGUCAUCACUUCAUGCGGUACUGGCGUGACCGCCUGUUUACUUGCAUUAGGUCUGCAUCGCCUCGGAAAGACUGACGUUGCAGUUUAUGAUGGAUCUUGGACUGAGUGGGGAUCAAACGCUGAUACUCCUGUCGCUGCAGCAGCUGCUGCUGCGAGUGCCUGAAUCCUUUGUAUUCUGUUUGCACAAUCAGGAGAAAGUCAAAGGAGCAAUAUGUUUGUUGGGAAGUUUUCUUCGAACAAUGAGCUGUCAAGAAUGCUUCCAAAGGUCAAUCUGAGACACUGAAGAGUUUGGAGGGUGAUUUCCUCUCAAGCUCUGGUUUAUGCUAAUAAAUUAUGGUUACCUUAUGCAUGUUAAUUACGAUGACGAAAGAGCCCAUUCGGAGUCCUAAACUAGAGAUAUUGAACGGUUUAGAGUUAAAUUGCCUUAACAUCAGUGUUAAUAUUUUGAAACUGUCAUUAAGUUAUCUUCUGUUCCUUCGAUGGACGAUUA